Dichomitus squalens LYAD-421 SS1 is the source of this 1026-nucleotide messenger RNA. Its product is annotated as WD40 repeat-like protein. The annotation marks the transcript as partial. Gene Ontology annotation, molecular function: protein binding. The record is from RefSeq and is a predicted model, not a curated record. NCBI's taxonomy places the organism in Eukaryota, Fungi, Basidiomycota, Agaricomycetes, Polyporales, Polyporaceae. The transcript has a single exon.
CACGAAGAUCAGGUCUUCUGUGUUGCAUACUCUCCAGACGGCAAGUGGGUGGUGACCGGAUCUGGCGACUGCACCAUCAUUCUGUGGGACUCUGAUGGACAGCUUGUCCAGGAAUGGGUCGCCCAUGCCGGAGGGGUGAUGUCACUCGCAUUCUCCCCUGACAGCCGACGUCUUGCAUCCAGUGGCGGAGACCGUUAUCUCGCAGUCUGGGAUAUCAUGCCCGGGAAAGGUCACCCGCCCAUAGCUAUGAAGUACACCGACAGUGACGAUGAUAGCUGUGCGUGUGCGUGGUCCCCCAACGGAACUGUGAUCGCGUCCACAGACGUGCACACGGAAACCGUGAAGCUCUGGAAUGCUCGGACGUUGGAGCCGCUCCAUCUGUUGAAGCCAUCUCUCGGGACGGGCGAAUUCUGCGAUCUCCGCUUCUCCCCUGAUGGACGGUGGGUUGCCUCCGUCAGCUCCAAUGGCUGCUGUAUAUGGGAUGUCAGCGCUGGCACAGUGCACAGGGUCCUUCAGUCAGAGCAUUCCUUCUCGUCCACCACGGCAUUCAAUCCCCAGAGCACGCGCCUCGCCACUGGACAUCGUGGGGGCGUUGUCCAGAUAUGGAAUGUACAGACGGGAGAGGUGCUCUUCAAGUUGGAGCAACACACUCGUAGUGUAAUGGACGUGGCAUUCUCUUCAGAUGACACGCACAUUCUGUCAGCAUCGGUGGACAGGACAGUGAAGAUCUGGGACGCAUCCACCGGAACCUUCGUCCUGUCGCUCGAAGGACAUGCCGACCGCGUGAACGUUGCCCGCUUCUCUCCGUGCGGGAAGUACGUUGCGUCUGCAUCAAGAGACCAAGCUGUACGGGUGUGGAGGACCGAUGAUGGAUCAUGCGUGGGGACACUCUCCGAGCACAGAGCCAAGGUCGAUCACGUAGCUUUCUCCCCUGACGGAAAGACGUUAUCGUCUGGUGCACGGAAUGGGACAGUCAUUAUCAGACGUAUGCGCGAUAUUAUCCCAGUGCCAGAUACAAACAUGUAG